This is a messenger RNA of Daldinia caldariorum, 3539 nucleotides long. RefSeq names its product kinase-like protein. The record is from RefSeq and is a predicted model, not a curated record. Gene Ontology annotation, molecular function: ATP binding; protein serine/threonine kinase activity. The transcript is spliced from 5 exons. Gene Ontology annotation, biological process: mRNA cis splicing, via spliceosome; peptidyl-threonine phosphorylation; peptidyl-serine phosphorylation. Bases 381 to 2834 code for a protein of 817 amino acids. NCBI's taxonomy places the organism in Eukaryota, Fungi, Ascomycota, Sordariomycetes, Xylariales, Hypoxylaceae.
UGAUGAACCGUUGGGCGCAGCAACCUUACCUAACCUUACCUUCAUGUUCUAACGUAAUUCGUUUUAUCAUUUUAUCACGUUCGUCACACCCACAUGCGUGCAACUCCAAUACUUGAAGCGAUUCAAGAUAAUUCGGAUCAGCAACAUCCCAUAGCCACAUAACACCCCCUUAUCAUUCCCCCCCCCUCCCCCUUUUCAACGGAAAACAUCUUACCCGUAAUAACUCUGUUCUUCCGCCGUACCGCAUCCCGGACGCUAUAUAUUACAUUCCCGUCGUCGAUGUUUUGAUUUUAUAAUGCGACGGAAUUGAAGACACGCUUUGACGAUCAGGGAGCUAUCCGCACUUCCUAGACCUAGUUUCUUGAUACAGUGAGCAAAAAAUGGCAACUCCUGCUAGUUCUGACGAGGGGGAGAUCGUGGAGAAUGGAGUUGGAGACUUGAAGGCAACUUCACUGCCUCAGUUUGAAGGGACCGGUGUUGACCGUAUCGACAGACCUCGAGUUAGAUAUUCAAGAUCAAGAUCACCCGAUAAUAUAAACGGCUCAAGAUAUGCCUCCAGCUCUUCCCGACGAAGUCGCUCGCCUCGCGGACGCAAACGUACCCACGACGAUCGUGAUUCACAUCGUGGCAGCCGUCUAGAUCUCGAUCCGCGACGAUUCCGUGUACACUACGAGGAUGCUGCAGAUGGUUAUCGCCGGUCGCGCUUAUCCUAUGAUGACGAAGACCGACCCCCAUCACAUUCGUCCGCGCCUAAUCUCUACUAUGACGACAGGGACCGAGACUAUCCUCCCCGUAAUAAAGGGAGAGAUCGAAGUCGAGACCGUGACCGCCACCCUAGAAAACGUCAUAGAAACCGAUCUCGCUCUCCGUAUAGACCACCGAACGAUAGAAAUAGAGGGGGAAGACCGCGAUACGAUGGCAUCAAACAUCAAGGUGCUCUUGAUCAAGAAAGCGUAGGAAGUGUUGGAUCAAGUCAGCAAGGCACCCCUGGAUAUCCAAAAGAUCAUACAAAGUAUAAGGAGCGACAAGAUUCGGUAGAAACACAAGAUACUAGCAAAGAUGACACUAAACGUGCACCAGGUAGUUUGGAGGAAACUACUCGUACAGCUCCACCAGCGCAGCCUGAUGAGCCGGACAAGGACUAUGAAGAGAAACCUGAAGACAUAGAAGCAGAAUUAGAGCGUCGGCGUCGGCGUCGUGAAGAACUCCUUGCCAAAUCACGCGGUGCUACACCGAUGCUAGUCCAAGCUCUUCAAGCUUCCGAUAAGACGAAUGCAUCUUCGCCAGGGCAGACACGAGCGACCACGCCUAUGAUCAUUGAUGGAAACACACCCGGUUCCUUUGCCUCAUCGCCGAAUUCGCCGGCCCGUGGUCUUCAAGAAGGAAUGUCACCUGCAAUCGAGAUAUCUAAUGAUCAGGAACUCAUCAACACCCAUGGUAAAUUCAAAGGUACUGAUGAUGAUGGACCUUCCGCUGCAGACUAUGAUCCAACCGUAGAUAUGAGAGAGGAUGAAAUACGAGACGAGCGUCGGCACGGCCAUCUUGGGCCUCACGGAGAAGUGCUUCCUUCCACUGAGAAAGCCGAAAUCGCCCCAGUAGAAGAGCCGCAAGUAGCAGAGAAGUCAAAGAAUGUCGAUGAAGACGACGACUUCGACAUGUUCGCCGAGGAAUUCGACGAAGAGAAGUUUGCUGUCCCUAAACCUACUCAUCUAGACACCACCGCAGAUGAUCGCAACGCCCCUCUUGCUGUCAUUCAACCCAACGCUGGUGGCAUUCUUGAGGGAGACGAUAAAGAUGGAUAUUACAAAAUCCGAAUCGGUGAGAUUAUAGACGGUCGAUACCAGGUCCAAGCAACUCUAGGUAAAGGCAUGUUUUCCGGUGUGGCUCGAGCGGUCGAUAUUACGAGUAAAAAACUGGUUGCCAUCAAGAUGAUGCGAAACAACGAUGCUCUCAGAAAGGGUGGCUUUACCGAGAUCGCCAUUCUGCAAAAGCUAAACGACGCCGACCCUGAAAAUCGUAAGCAUAUUGUCAAGUUUGAACGCCAUUUCGAACACAAGGGCCACCUAUGUCUCGCGUUCGAGAACCUCAGCUUAAACCUGAGAGAGGUCUUGAGGAAAUUUGGUAACAAUAUUGGUAUUAACCUAAGUGCGACGCGCGCCUAUGCACAUCAGAUAUUCGUGGCCUUAGCUCAUCUUCGCAAGUGCAGUAUCAUCCAUGCUGACUUGAAGCCGGACAACAUCUUGGUAAACGAGACUCGGAAUGUCCUCAAGAUCUGUGACUUGGGCACAGCUAUUGAUAGAUCAGACGCUGCAACUGCAAACAACGAGAUCACGCCGUACCUGGUCAGUCGAUUUUACCGAGCCCCGGAGAUUAUUCUCGGUAUGCCGUAUGAUUAUGCCGUCGACAUGUGGUCCAUAGGGUGUACCUUGUAUGAACUUUACACCGGUAAAAUCCUCUUUACAGGUGACAGUAACAACCAAAUGCUCAAAGCCAUUAUGGAAAUCCGGGGCAAGUUUAGCAGCAAGCUAUACAAACGUGGCCAGUUGUCUCAUAUGCAUUUUGAUGACUUCGGAAAUUUUAUCAGCCUGGAGACGGAUAAAGCUCUCGGAAAGACAACCGUACGAACCCUGGCCGUUGUCAAGCCAACCCGUGAUUUGCGUACUCGACUCUUAGCCGCCUCUGGCGGGAUGAAUGAUGUGGAGUCUAGGGAUCUAAACCAUUUUAUAGAUCUGCUAGAAAGAUGUCUAACGCUCAACCCAGACAAGAGAAUCACUCCGUCUGAAGCCCUAAAACACCCUUUCUUCGCUGCUAAGAUGGUUGGAGCCUCGAGAUAGUGAUUUGGGGUCCCACACGGGAAUUGCGUGAACGGGGUUGUGGAUUACCCGUACAGGUUGCCUGUUGUUUCCCUGCCUGCAUCACUCACUUGUCGAUGUCAACAGGAUCGCGGAAACUUCCUCGUCCUCAAGGUAUUUUGGACUAUCCCAAUACCAUUGAGUAGAAUGAAGCAGUUUCGUCCCUUAAGGCUCGAUCUCGGCCGUAUUUUGCCUGGUGCAACCCAUAGAGAGAUACAUUUCACCGGUUUUGCCUUCUUUGGGGCGCUCUGCCGAUGUGAUUUGGGGCUCUGGUCUAGGCAGACACUUGAGCAAUACAGUUCUCAUGAAGCUGGGUAAUCCAAGCAAAGGAGUACGGGGAUCAAGUUUAGCUUAAUCAGGAUUUAGGACAAAGAAAUAACUAUUCAAUUGUUGGACGUUCCCUCCUGCAGUUAGUGCCAGCCUGUAUAACGUAACCUUGAUGCAAUUUUUAUACAUGUAAAAGCUUACGCGCAGCGUCCUCUAGCAUAAGGAAGCAUGUUGUACUAGGCCUAUAGACAUAGUCAUGCCAUAUCAAGUUUUUCAUAUACAUCAGCAGAUAUUUUACAUUGAAGGAUCGACUACAGGACACGAUGUUGCAUCAACCGCAUAUCGACGCCAACCAAUUUCAGAUAAUAAAAUACUGUCCACAUUGCCCUAGAUAUCAACAGUAAUACAUAAUACUGGUGC